Priceomyces carsonii is the source of this 1941-nucleotide messenger RNA. RefSeq names its product Lmo1p (gene LMO1). Lineage: Eukaryota; Fungi; Ascomycota; Pichiomycetes; Serinales; Debaryomycetaceae. The record is from RefSeq and is a predicted model, not a curated record. The coding region runs from base 1 to 1941 and encodes 646 amino acids. The transcript is spliced from 2 exons.
AUGAGCGAAUCGUCUAGAUCUAUAAACCAUAAACUCAAUGAAUUGCUAAGUAAACAUAAUAUUAGUAAGGCUACUUUGGAUAUAGAAACAGCAUUAAGCUAUGCUAGUGUAUUAAGGACAAAUAUAUUGGGUAAAGACAAGCAGGAGAAGGUCAAUUCUAUAGUUGUAUUGGGUAAACUCUUGGAUUGCAGUGGAGACGUAUACUCUGACGAGUUCAGUGAUAUCUUGGAUGAUGUUUUAUUUCGUACGCUAUACUCUAUAAUAAGUACUAAUAUGUCGACAGAAACGUAUAAAGCAAUUAUAAAAAUAUCAAUGUUGCUUAUGAUGGGUUCACUUUUCAGAAAUGAAGAACUCAAUCAUUACCUUCCUAUCUUUGAAUCGUUGAACGACAACAUAGAGGUUAUAGACAUUAUAGCAGAGAAAACCCACUUGCAAGACCCUAAGAUCACAUCUAACUCCAUCAGAUUCGUCACAGAGUUGAUUAGUAGGGCCACAAGCUUUGAAUAUGAUGGAAUCAUUCCGAUAGUGUUGAGGUUGAGACGAGUUAAGUUCUUUUCCACAGUGGCAACCUAUCCUGAAACGGAAGAAAGGUCGUUAAACGAAGUCAUAUCUCAAUUAAGAGUGGCUUAUUCUGAACUAAAUGAAGCUUUCAGCGAUAUGAUUUUGGACAGUUCAUUAGCAUCGCAUCAAUUUUUGAUUGACCAAUUGGUUCAAGCAUUAGAUCUCUCCUUAAAUCCUAAUGGAGUACAUGCCUCAAAAGAAGACUACAAGAGAGCAGGUUUCCCUGAGAAUAUUACAGCCUUCAUUGUGUCUGAAUUUUCAGUGCUGCUUGCUGUGGACCUUGUAAUUUUUCUUGAGGAUCAGGAUAAUGGCUUUAAAAAAUUAUUUCACGAAACACUUUUAAUGGAUAGAAAUGUGAAGUUUCCUCUUUAUUCUUUAUUUCAUAAAAGCAGCAUCAUUUUGCAUGUUGUUUUUCAUCAGACAAAAAAGUUUCCAAAUAUCGCCUCAUCUACCCUUAAUAGAGAAUUGAUGAUAAGCUAUACAAUGACUGCAUUUUUAUGGUUUUGGAAACAGACUAUGAUGUUUGCUUCUGAGCCUGGAGAUUUGGAUAAGCUUGCUAGUCUAGUACAGACUUUGUUAGAGCAGCUAGAAAUAGAGUUCUCUAAGAAGAACAAAACAGUAAAGGAAAUUUUUGAUUUGAUAUUGCUGCAGGCGACAGAUGAAAUGAGAACUGCUCAGGUCGCUAAGAUAAACAAAAAGCUAUCUCUCAAGUGGGAAUAUGAAUUGAAAGAAUUCACCGAUCAUCUAAUCUCUGAGGCAUCGGACUUCGUUUUGGAACAACGGGUAUCGCAGUUAUUUAAAGGCUCCUGGGUUUUUACAGAGGAUCAUGGAGAUUCUUUGUUGAAAUCAAAAGAUAAUUUGCUUAGACCGCAUAAGGUUUACUUUGUUACUCUAUCUCCCAAUAAAAAAAAUUUGUAUUAUAAGCCAUAUUUUGAGAAACCAUCAACAAACCCUACAUAUGAGGAAAUCGAGGGACAAUUUAUUAAAUUGUCUGAUGUGGUGGAGUUUAUACUUACCGAUAUGAGCCCCCCUGACGAUGAAAGAAGUAAUAUGGGUAUUAUGGUCUCAGGUUCCAUUUCACAGGAAAAAAUCACGAUAAUGGGUAUAAAUAAUCGCAAGUUACUCAGCUUUUAUCCUGAUAGUCAAUUCGAUAAAAGUGUUUGGCUCGAUGGAUUAAGAAUGUUGAGAGAUAAUGAAAAAGAAGAUGAGAAGCUCAUGGUGACUGAAGAUCACUUACGCACCUUGGUUAAUGUCAGAAUGUCUUCUCAGUUAUUUAAAUUAGAAAAAGAAGAUCCUGCGAACAUAGAAGAGAAUGACUAUUACGAUCCAGAGGAGUUAGAAACGGUAACCGAAUCAUUCUAUUAUGGCUCAAUCUGCUAA